CUAUAUAUAAAGAGGAAUCAUGAGCAUUAUGCUUGAAUGAUAAAAAAAAUGAGUUGAGGGUUGAGUUAAUCAUACAUGUUACUCUUUGUCUUUGUCUUUUUGUAUGUUUUCUCUCUGAAACACUAGCAUAGAACUUCACCCAAAAUAGCGAGCCACCGUUUCUCUCCGUUCACUCUCACAUGAUUGAAAAUUAACCUUCACUUCACAGUUCACACACCUUCCUCAACAACCACUGUCAACUCAAUGCUACUGACACACAACCACCGCCACAAUCACUCUCCCACCUCACACUCCCACAUGGCUUGUUCUUGUUCUUGUUCCAGUGCCACCACACCUUCAUUUUCAUUCUUCCUCAUCAUCAUCACUCUGUUCUUCUUCCCCUGUAUUGCUGCUUCCAACGAGCCUCUCCCAAGUCCCAACCUCACCACCACAACCCGACCUCCGCCGUCAAUAACAACACUCUACGACAUCGGAAAGCCCUCCACGUCAGGGUUCAAACCAGGCGUAGCCAUCGUAGUCGGCGUUCUCACUCUCGUUUUCUCCCUCACCUUCAUCCUCCUCCUCUACAUGAAGCACUGCAGCGGCAGCGACGGCGUCGUUUCCUCCUCCGCCGCCGGCAUCUCACCGUCCUCACGAGCAAUCCCGUCGUACAGCGGCAGAAAAAACUCCGGCAUUGACCGCUCAGUGGUGGAAUCCCUCCCAAUCUUCCGAUUCGGAUCCCUCACGGGUCAAAAGGAAGGUCUCGAUUGCGCGGUUUGCUUGAGCCGGUUCGAAUCCGCGGAGGUUCUGCGGUUGUUACCGAAAUGCAAGCACGCGUUUCACGUGGAGUGCGUUGACACGUGGCUCGACGCGCACUCCACCUGUCCUCUUUGCCGUUACCGGGUGGAUCCGGAGGACAUUCUGUUAGUCGAGUCAUCACGCCACAAUAACCAGAAUAGCAUUCAACGGAGGAGCAAGGAAGAGGAAGAAGAAGAAGAUGAACGUUGUUCAGACCUUGAGAGUGGAAGAAGAAGAAGAACAGAGAUCGAGGAGUAUCAUCGGAGACACUCGUCGGUGGAGGUAGGAGAAUCAGAACGUGAAAAGGAAAAAAGGAAAACGACGUCGUUUAGAAGGUCGCUGGAUAGCGUUGGAGUUGUUAGUGUUGGUUGUUUUGUGCGUCCACGGAAAGAUGGCAUGUUGUUAACGCGAGAUGAGGAGAGGAGUAGCGUGGAACAGAGGAGGUUGGAGCACCGGAUCAUUGUUUCCCCGUCGCCGCGGAGCAGCUGUGGGGUCCACCAGCGGUGGAGCGACGUGCAGGCGGUGGAUUUGUUGUACCUGACGUCGGAGAUGAUACUGAGCGAGUCGCGCCGCGCCGUGAAUGGCAACAACAACCGUAACUGUACGGCGGGUAGUGGUGGUAAUGAUGGUGACGUCGUUGGCAGUUGGAAUGGCAGGGGAAUAAUUAAUUCGAGAAGUGUGUCUGAGAUCACGGGGCUCAGCAGGUUCUCCAGAAGCAGGAGCAGUAGCAAUCGUAAUAAUAGUAAUAAUAACAGCAACGGGACUGGAGGAGCAACGGGGAGAGAGGAAGGGUUGGUGUCGAGGUGGUUGGCUUGGAUAUCUCAAUCUCAUUCACAUCCACAUCCAGCUGUACGGUAGAGAUUUGUACUGUUCCACCCGGGACCUGCCUGGGGUGCAUUUGUAUCUUAGCUUAGCUUUAGCUAGGGUCUAGACGUAGCGUUUGUUAUUGGGAACAGAAGAACAGAAUAUAGAAGUGACAUUUUGAUUUUUAAAA
Molecule: messenger RNA, 1771 nt
Organism: Lotus japonicus
Lineage: Eukaryota; Viridiplantae; Streptophyta; Magnoliopsida; Fabales; Fabaceae
Product: RING-H2 finger protein ATL43-like
Exons: 1
Coding region: 244-1635 (463 amino acids)
Source: RefSeq, a predicted model, not a curated record